Molecule: messenger RNA, 753 nt
Organism: Seminavis robusta
Lineage: Eukaryota; Bacillariophyta; Bacillariophyceae; Naviculales; Naviculaceae
Source: the annotation of a GenBank genome assembly
GGUUGAAUAGACCGGCUGCACAAUAAUUUGACAGCUUAUCCAGCUUAUUUAUCACCACAUGCAUCACAGCGGCGAUCAAUCCAAUCGACAGCCGCCGCCGACAGCCAAUAACCGAGUAGCUGUUGUCGAUUGUUGUUCCUAUUGGAAAGGGUGUCGUAGCACUUGAUAGCAAGAUACCUUAGGAGGAAUUUUUCUUUUGCAUUGAAUUGGUGAAACGAUCAUGCCGUAUUUUGAUCCAAAAUAUCCGAUUGUCAAGCCGGAACCAACGGUGGAUGAUGCCAUCAAAUCCACCCGAAUGGGCCACUAUUUCUUUGUUGGUGGUGUCACCUCCAUGUCCUGGAUCUACGGCUUCACUUUUGGAAAACCUGCCCGUUUCCCUACUGCAGCCAUGGCCGCUACCUUGGGCUUUACCUUUGCCGCUCUCUCCUCGUUUUGUGACAUUCGUGAUCGCCUAAUGGGCUUCAAGGAGAACGAAUAUCUUAUCAAGCAAUGGGGCAAGGCUCCUGUUCAGGUAGCAGCCAAGGACCCCACGAAUUAUCGAUACCCCGUGGCGUCAAAACCAGUGGGAGUUCUUCGGCCAAAGGUCGACUGGGAUGCUUACAAAUAAACGACAAAAACCAGAGUUUAUUGCCCGGAUCCAACCCGAAGAAAUUCGUGGCGUUUGUUUACACAUUUUGAAAACAAUCCAUCCUACUUUACUACGACUAGCUGGUAGAGAGAGCAUCUAUUAAUUCGUAGUACUCAUUUUCGUGU